UUUAAAAUGUCAACGUUGUGGCGCAAAUUACAGGUUCCCGGCAAGCUAGACGUCUUCCUGUUUGAUAAGCUUUAUCGCAGGGGUACUACAGUUUCUAGCUUAGAACAGGGUGUUAGUUCUGUGCAUAAUCGGAUUUCUGCGGCGUUUAAGCCUGUUGGUUUUCUAGAGGUUGAUAUUUUGAAUGGUUCACCUGUGGACACUACUAUAACAUCUGCGACUCCAGACCCUUAUUUAGAGCGUUGGGCUAACGCCUCAAAAUGAUUAAUUAGACAUCAUUACUAUGAAAUCGCUAGAGAAGAGUGGUCGUAAGACCGUGGAUAACGGAUCUGGUUCCGUUGAGUUUUCCACUGAAUCCAUGUUACGUGACAUUAAGAAUGUAAUUGAUUCAUUUGGUGUGGAUGUAACAGAAUUUGGUGAAAACAAUGAGGAUGCAAUAGAUCUCAGUUCCCUCCCAAGUGAUCGUCUAUUGAUUCCUGAGGAUAUUUUGGAUGACACAGAGGAUGCUAAACCUACUUCGGCAGAUUCCAAAAGGUCUAAGCGGCCUUUGGACAAAGGGGUUGUUGAUGACAAAAAGCCAUUGAAAAAGUUAUCUGCGGCUAAGUUGGAAUCUCAGGAAACAUCUGAUACUACAUCUGCUGUGUCAUCAGAAAAUGCUGGGCCUCCUACGAAGAAACCUCGCACAUCAGUGCGUCUUGUAUUUACCAAUGUCGAUUCUUCUGAGGGUGAUUUUAAGUCACUGAUUAACAACCACGCAUCUGUUUGUGGUAAAUACGACAAUUGUUUCAUGACAGCUCGUGGUAAGGUUGUGGUUAUUGUGGCGAAUUCCGAAAUUGCCAAUGCUUACAUAUCACGUUUAAAUGGUUAUGAGUUGAAUGGUAAAUCCAUUUCAGUUUCUAUAUCCAGUCGUUUAUCCACAGAUGACGGUAAAAAAUCAUAUAUGCCAUCUAAGAAUUCUUACAAAUCUCUGGCAUUGCACAACGUACCAAAGCAGGUUGCGGAAUCUGAUUUAGCGAAGUCAAUCAGUGAUAUCCCUGGCGCGUCAUACAAAUGUCUUGAAAAAUCUGACAAUGGCACUUGGAAGGUAUCUUUUGAUACGGUACAGGAAUGUAUUAAGUUUAAUUCCUUAAUUAACGGCACUUCUUUGGUUUUUACUUUGGGCGACCGUACUAAGAAAUCACGAAUCCGUUGUGAGGCACCGUCAUUCGGGGUGAAGACCUCUCGUGCUGGACGUGUUUUCGUCCAGAAUUUACCUUUUAACACUAGUGUCAAGCACCUUGAGGCCUUGGCUCAUACUUUUGACAAGGGUGCUACUGUCCACAUGCCUGGUGGCGAUAAGAAAAAGGGAUUCGCGUUUAUUCAGUUUACGAAUGCCAAUGUGGCCAAUAAGGCCAUUCUUCGUUUGAACGGUUCUGAAUUCCGUGGUCGUAAUAUCCGCUUAACAAUGGCGCUUCCCACUGAGAUAUAUGCUGACAAGCCCAAGACAAGUGAAGGGGACCAUCCUGAAGACGAUAUUGAUCCAGACAAUGAUGAACACGAGGGCAGCGACACAAGUAACGCUGACCUUGAUGCGGCAACAGAAGAAGGCAAGUCUCUCAACGAAGAUACGGUUAAUCUGGAAAGCAAUAGCAGCGCUGACCAGCAGCAGCGCACAAUCUUCGUACGUAACCUUAGUUACGAAUCUACGGAAUCAGGUCUGCGAGAAUACUUCAACACCUUUGGUGCUGUGGAAUCGUGUAAGAUUUGCAAGGACAGCUCUGGUGGUAGUCGGGGCACUGCGUUUAUUAUGUUCAAGAAUGUCGAUGAUGCCCGGAAGGUAUUGGAUUUAGAGGAGCUUGCACUUGAGCGAGAUGCCGAAUUUGCCAGAUCCGCUGAAACGUCGCGUUCACGAGUGAAGUUAUCAAAAGCUGCUGGCCUUGGAUUUUCUUUGAAUGGUCGUAGGUUGAAGUUAUCUAGUGCAAUUAGCCGUGAGGAGGCUAGUACCCUGAAGAAGCGCGAGCCUGCACCGAAGGAAGAAUUCAGCAAUAAGAAGCACAGUGAACUACUUAUGGAGGGUGUAAUUCUGGAGACAUCUCCAGAGUUCCAGAAUCUGACUCCUGCUCAGAAGAAGUUACAGCUGGACAGUUGGAAGGAGAAGGUAGAGAAGAUGAAGAACCCAAACAUGUUUGUGAAUCCCAAGCGUUUAUGCAUUCGCAACUUACCAAACAACGUCGAUGUCAAUAAUUUGCGCACUGCUAUUGCAAGUCACUUCCGCAAGAGCGUAGACUUGAAGAAACUCUAUGGUACUGCUAAGGUGGAUGCCACUCGCACCAUAGGCAAGGUAACACUUCUAUCCGAUGAUAAGCGUAAGGUAACCUCUGGUGACACGGUAAUGCGAAGGAGAAAGCCUUUUGCAUUCAUUGACUUUGAUAAGGAGGAGCUUGCUCUGAGUGCACUUCGUUAUUUGUCUAAUAACUCUGAGCUGUUCGGGGUAAAGAAUUGUCUGUUUGCUGAGUUUGCCAUUGAGGACAGUCGUGCGCUUUACGUUCAACGUAAGCGUAAGGAACAAUACGACUCGAAGUUGAAGGAAGGUAAGGAGGCUGAGCCUGAUAAGCCAUCGAAGGCCAAAAAGCGCAAAACAUACAGCCGUGGUCAGCGGCAGCGUAUGAAGCGCAGGGAAAGCCGUGCUGCACAAUCUAGUGAGGCUGACGCCAUCUCCAAUUAGUUACCAAAAAUCCUUGGGUUUACCAUGGAACAUCUUUAUG
Babesia bovis T2Bo is the source of this 2741-nucleotide messenger RNA. Its product is annotated as RNA recognition motif domain containing protein. Lineage: Eukaryota; Apicomplexa; Aconoidasida; Piroplasmida; Babesiidae. The coding region runs from base 281 to 2701 and encodes 806 amino acids. Gene Ontology annotation, molecular function: RNA binding. The record is from RefSeq and is a predicted model, not a curated record. The transcript has 2 exons.